Molecule: messenger RNA, 3121 nt
Organism: Copidosoma floridanum
Lineage: Eukaryota; Metazoa; Arthropoda; Insecta; Hymenoptera; Encyrtidae
Gene: Gp150
Product: leucine-rich repeat domain-containing glycoprotein 150
Molecular function (GO): protein binding
Source: RefSeq, a predicted model, not a curated record
CGCACCGGCCUUUCGACGGUCCGGAGUUCACUGCUGUCGGUGGUGGGCGCCGGAAGCAUCCGUGUCGUGCACCAACCAUACAGGCGUACUGUAAUAUAAUAUAAGGACGUCAGCGCGUUUUGGGCUCCGUUUUAUACAAUAGCUUCUGGCCAAGAGAAAAGGCCCGCCAAGAUGAAGGGACGGGCAGCCCUGCUGCUGGUCCUCCUGGCGCUGGUGGCUGUGCCCCCGUCGUCCGCGACAACGGCGUCGACACCUGGGCCACCGACGAGACGCGCGUCCACCGCAUCGCCAACCAAGAAAAUAAUCAUAAGCACCAGCACCGAGCCCGUCUACUCGACCAAGGCUCUCACCGGCAGCACCGACUCCGAGAUCGCCAAGAUUCUCAGCGUUGAUCCCAAGGAGGUUCUCGUCGAGAACAAACGCUCCGAGGCCGAGGAUGACAACACCGAGCAGCAGAUGCAGGAGGAGAUGGCCAAGGUGAUAAAGGCUCAGGCGAAGAAGGGUACGAAGCCGGUGCCGAUCCGUCUGCCCCUGGGGAAGUCGAGCGCCACAGCCGCGAGCCACGGGGCGCCUGACAGCCAAGCGAUGAAGGCCCUGCUGGAGGCCGAGGGUAUUCCGUACAACAACGACGAGAUAGACGGCGAGGACGAGGACGACGACGAGGACGAAUACGAUGACGACGACGAGGACGAGGACGACGACGAGGAUGACGACGGUGGCAUCGCCGACGACGAGGAGGAAGUCAUGUCCGGCUGCCCGGACUACUGUCGUUGCGACGAGGAGUUUGCCGCCCCCACGAGCGCCAGGUGCACGAAGCUGCAGGAUGACCAGGACUUUAGCUCGGGCAUCAUCCACCUGAAGAUCGAGAGCGCGGGCGACAUUCGUCUGGGGCCCCUUGCUCUGCGCAAGUUGGGACUGAAGCAGCUCAAGUCGAUCAGUAUCGUUGACACGAGGAUCCUCGAGCUCGACCGGACGGCGUUUGACGGUCUGCGUGAACUCGACGUUGUCAAUCUCACCCACAACGGGCUCACUUACGUCCACCCGGACACCUUCCAGAACAACUCGAAACUCACCCAGCUGACUAUCGCCGACAACCCGCUCAAGGUCAUGUCCAGCAGGAGAAGCAGCAACGAUUACCUCUUGAAUGCCCCGAGCGUCACCGACUUGGACUUUUCGAGCAACCACGUGAAUCGCCUGCCAAGGCGCGCUUUCGCUAAAAUGCCGAACCUUGCCUACAUCAGUCUGAGAAACAAUAAUCUGAACAACAUCGAAAGGGAUCUGUUUGGGCCCCUGGACUCGCUCGUCGAGUUGGACCUGUCCCACAACAACCUGGCCGAUUUGCCUACCGACGUGUUCAAGGGCAAGAACCUGCAGAUCCUCAAGAUUUCUGGCAACAGCCUGACUUCCCUCAGCGUCAUCAGAUCGUCGAAACUCGUGACGUUGGACGUCUCGAUGAACCGGCUGAAGGUGAUCACCAAGGACGACCUCAACGGCGUGCCCUACCUCGAGCAGCUCUUCCUGAGCGCCAACAACCUGAGGAAGAUCCACCCGCACGCCUUCUCGCACCUCGACCAGCUCAUUCACCUCGACUUGAGCGACAACAGCCUCGUCAACCUGAGCGACCACCACUUCCGAGCCAACUCGCGGCUCCAAGUCCUCAUGCUCAGCAAUAACGCUGACUUGGAAACCCUACCAGUCUUCCGCACCAAUGCCCAAGAGUUUGAGAGAUUCAGCAUCUACCGAUUCGAGUGCGAGAACUGCGGCCUGACCUUCAUCGAGUCAGGCACCUUCGACGCGAUGCCAGCGAUGACCCGGCUAAACCUCGGCCACAACAACCUCACGGAACUGCCGAGGGAUCUGUUGCGGCCACUGUCAGCCCUUCGCGAACUCGACCUGUCGAGGAAUCGGCUGGAAGAGCUGGACGUCGACGCGUUCAAGGGCGCCAACUCCCUCGCCGAGCUCAGCCUCGGCAUGAACUCGUUCGUCUCCGGACUGAAGCUCGCGACUUUCCUCAAGACGCCCAACCUCCUCAGGCUGGACCUCAGCUCGUGCGGCAUGCAGCGCGUCUGGAACGACGUCAAGGCCUCGCCGGAACCCCGCUCGGAGCUCAAGCUGGAGGACCUAAGAUUCCUCUCGCUGAACAAGAACAACUUGCGCCGCGUGACCCUCGGGGAGAUAAGCGCCAUGCCCAACCUGUCGGGGCUGGACUUGUUUGGCAAUCCCCUGCAAUGCGACGAGGAGCUCAGCCAGGUCAUGCAGAGGCUGAACGAGAGCAACGUCACGCCCAUAGAGGCGGCCCGCGCCAUGGGCAGCAUGAAGCACGACUUUGACUACGACGGGUACAGCGGGGCCCGGCGCUCCGAGCCCGUGCAGCAAUGGUCCGACCUUGCCAACUGCGACGCGUGGAUCGGCGGCCCACCGCCCAGGCCCGUGCCGAGAAAGUCGCCGAAACCAACCCAGGCGUCCGGCAUCGACGCCGGGGAGUCCAUCUUCGACGAGCCCGGCCCCUUCAUCAAGUUUGAUCUCACCGACGACGCCGACAACAAGUUGGACUUUGGCCCGAUGAGCAAGGGUAGCCACAACAGCAAACACAGCGACGACAAGAUCGAGUUCGCGUGGAACUCCGAGGACCAGGAGUACGAGGAGCUAGCGGGUGCGGCGGGCGUGCGUUACCGGGAGUGGUACACCGACGCCCUGUGGCCGGCGGUGACCGUCAUCCUGAUAACCCUGGCGGUGCUGCUCCUGGCCGCCCAUCUGGCCGUUUGUCUGGCUAAGCGUCGCGGCAGUGGUCCAGUCAUCCGUACCCCGAUGAUCCUCAGACCGAACCUCGUCGUCGACAGCAAGAACUGCGGCCUCGUCUACAAGCCCCUGCAGGAGGAGAUCGCCACCCCGCACAUGCCCAAACGGGGCAGCUUCUACUCGAGCAGCACCUUCCACUACGACAAGAUCGUGCCCGAGAGCGUCUAAUUCAAAGAAAAAACUAAUCAUUUUCUUUUUUUUUUUUCUCCCCCUUCCCAUUACGUAUACAUUAUAAUAUGCCCACUGCUAUCGUCUAUGCGGUGUGGUGUGAGAUCAUAAUAUUGGGUGACGAACAAAUUAUGUUUUUUUUUUUUUUUUUUUU